Messenger RNA from Cooperia oncophora, 300 nucleotides. The record is from the annotation of a GenBank genome assembly. Lineage: Eukaryota; Metazoa; Nematoda; Chromadorea; Rhabditida; Trichostrongylidae.
AUGGCCGAUUUAGGGCAGUGGCUCUUUGGAACAGCAAUGUGCAAGCUAUACUGGUUCGGUGAAAGUAUCAGCAAACUACUCAGUUCUUUUAUCAUGACCGUUCUCAGUUGGGAUCGAUAUCUUGCCGUUUGUAGCCCUGUAAAGUCGAUGAGAAAAGAGCAGAACAAGAACAUUGACAACGUCCAAAAUGCCCUGCUGUUAACAGCUGAUUUUCGGCACUUCACGUUCAUGCCGGGAAUGGAGGUACCAGAAGUGAUUAAGGCGCGGGAGAGCAACCCAGCCAAACCAAAGGCGAGAUGA